This is a messenger RNA of Trichobilharzia regenti, 1738 nucleotides long. Lineage: Eukaryota; Metazoa; Platyhelminthes; Trematoda; Strigeidida; Schistosomatidae. The record is from the annotation of a GenBank genome assembly.
UGCACCACAACUUAUUAACAUACUAUGUUUAAGCACCAAUGAGUAAUGUUUUCCAAGAUAGUUAAAUAUUAUACAGACUCCGGUUCAUUAAUUAUUCCUCUUAAAAAUUAUGAAGUUUCAGUUGCGAAAUGAAACUGUAAUUCUUUUAUAUGAGUAUGCACUGAAGGCAAAAGAAUAGAAUACACAACAACAAAAUUUCUUCAAGUGUACUAAAUCGCUUGGAUGAUCACUUGCAACGAACCCUUGUAUCCAUCUCUUAUGAAUACUUAACUUCUCUCCUUUAAAUAGCUGGGAAAAAAUUUAAUUGUAAUUUUGUUUAACUGUACCGUCUAGCGAGUGACCUCUGUGGGCACUUGUUACAAAAUAUUUUUUCUAUGUUUGUUAUUUCCGUGUUUUCCAUCUUUUUCUCCAUUAUUUUCCAUGCUGCAGUGGAUAAGGUCGCAAAAAAUGUGAACCCUUUAUCUCAUGAACUGUCCGAAAUUAAAGAUUCAAAACCGAAGUAUGUUCUUAGGCAGAACUUUGUUUGGCAAAACUCAUGCAUAUCAUUUGUGCACGCGUUGGUAUCCGGUGUUUGGUCUUUGUCAGCGUUUUACUUCGAGCCGGACUCCCUGACAGACUUGAUUAAUGAAUUCUCAGGAUAUACUCUCUCACUAGUAUCCUAUUCUCUUGGUUAUUUCAUUUUUGACUCAGUACAUAUGGCUGCCUUACAUCCCCAUCGUUCAACAGCGGAGUUACUAAUCCACCACUUCAUUAUAUUUUUGUGCUUCUCAUCUGCUUUAUUGUCAGGAAAGUACAUCGGAUACGCAGUUGUUUCACUUCUUCCUGAAGUUAACUCAAUCUUUCUCCAUUUGCGACGACUAAUGAAUUAUCUGCGUGUCCCUAAAGACAACCACUUCUUCAGAUCUAUUUGUCUAUUGAAUAUUGGUACAUUUAUUGUAUUCCGUUUUAUUGUCCUCUCAUGGAUGACACGAUGGAUUGUUAUUAAUCGUGAUUCUAUUCCAUUUGGUUAUUAUUGUCUUGGUUCUAUUGGUCUAGCUAUCCUAAUGGUUAUGAAUAUUGUAUUAUUUAUUCGAAUUGUAUACGCAGAUUUUCUUACAAAUAGUACAGUGUCUAGUGCAGCUUCAAUGGUUGCUUCAGCUGGUACUGGAACCAGUACAACAAGUAGUAGUAAACCUCAUCUCACAGUACAUUCAUCUUAUAUGUCUACACAUUAGAAAGUAUAAAAAAUAAAUAGCAUUUGUUUUCAUUUUCGGACACUUUUUGCUUUUUUAAUGAAAUAUCUUUUCACUACUUUUUAUUAUUAUGCUUUUGUAUUCAUUUAUAUUUGGAAACUAUUUAUCCGUUGUAAAAAAGAAAGUCAUGUUUUUCUUCUCACUUUUACUGUAUAUAUACAUAUAAAACAUCAUGAGCUAAAUUUUCAUGUUUCUGUCAAGAUAAUUAUGAAAUCUAUUUCAGGUAUUUGGUGCUUUUUUAAAAUUUUAUUUGGCGCUUUAAAUUAUAUUGUUGUCAAUGCAUUUUAUACUGUAUUAUUCUUGCUUCUUGGCUUCUUUUUCUCUCCAUCCUUCAGAAACUUCUUAACAAAUUUUGUAAUGUUCUAUCUGUGAUAUCAAUUCGACAUGAUUACUAUUAUUGUAUCAAUAAAAUCAGUUGGCUGUUUUGUAGUGUGUAUUUUGGUUUUAUGUAUAGUUUAUUCAAUUCAAUUUUUUAGAUUUUUCCGUCGAUUGAUUGAACCGAAGUG